Messenger RNA from Aspergillus alliaceus, 1125 nucleotides. Its product is annotated as protein ERV29. Bases 90 to 1001 code for a protein of 303 amino acids. The transcript is spliced from 5 exons. NCBI's taxonomy places the organism in Eukaryota, Fungi, Ascomycota, Eurotiomycetes, Eurotiales, Aspergillaceae. Gene Ontology annotation, biological process: Golgi organization. Gene Ontology annotation, cellular component: endoplasmic reticulum-Golgi intermediate compartment; membrane; endoplasmic reticulum. The record is from RefSeq and is a predicted model, not a curated record.
UCGUGGCAAGCUCCCGAGGUCCCUAUUCUCUACUCCUCAUUUGCCCUCCGCGGUUGAUUACCUUCUCUCACUAAACAACUAUCUCCGCCAUGGCGCAAAUACGCGGCACCGCGGGAUACAAUCUCGGUCACCAAAAUCCUUUCGGAGGACCUGGUCGCGCAGACGCUACAAAUGACCCUAGCCCCUUGGAUGCAAUUCGGGAACAAACCAGCAAGAUUGAAGAUUGGUUGGACACGUUGGCAGAUCCCGUUAAACCCUAUCUCCCAGCCAUUGGUCGUUUCCUGAUCGUGGUCACCUUCAUUGAGGACAGUCUGCGUAUUAUUACACAAUGGAGUGAUCAGCUCCUCUAUCUUCGGGAAUAUCGCAAGAUUCCGUGGGGUAUCACGCACACCUUCCUCAUUCUCAACGUGAUCGCUAUGUCUAUAUGUUCAUUCAUGGUCAUUGCUCGCAAACACACUGAAAUCGCCGUUGCUGGUCUGCUGGGUGUCGUCGUCACCCAGGGCCUCGGAUAUGGACUCAUCUUCGAUCUCAACUUCUUCCUCCGCAACCUGAGUGUGAUCGGCGGUCUCCUCAUGGUGCUCUCCGAUUCCUGGGUCCGCAAGAAGUUCGUUCCGGCUGGAUUGCCCCAGCUUGAUGAGAAGGACCGCAAGAUGUACGUUCAGUUCGCUGGCCGUGUCUUGCUCAUCUUCCUCUUCAUCGGGUUCGUCUUCUCCGGCCAAUGGAGCUUCUGGCGUGUUCUGGUCAGCUUGUUCGGCUUGGUCGCAUGUGUCAUGGUCAUUGUGGGGUUCAAGGCCAAGUGGAGUGCAAUCAUCCUGGUGGUGUUGCUGAGCGUUUUCAACAUCCUGGUCAACAACUUCUGGACCCUCCACCCCCACCACCCCCACAAGGAUUUCGCCAAGUACGAUUUCUUCCAGAUCCUGUCUAUCGUCGGCGGUCUCUUGCUUCUAGUCAACAUGGGCCCGGGCCAGUUGAGCAUGGACGAGAAGAAAAAGGUCUACUAAACAGGCCCCAACCGAAAGCAAGAAAGGAAAGAAAGAAAGAACCAAAAAGCUGAAAAAGCUAAAAAAGUUAAAAAAAGACUACAGCAAAGGGCCACUGAGUUGUGCGCAUGUGUGCUAAUUACUC